CUUGGAGAGAGAGCGGUCAGUUCGUGUUGAGCAGAGGUAGAGUUAGGUUGUGUGUGCCUGCAGUCGAGAACAGCAACCCGCCCUUCCCUCCCCGUUUUGUAUACCAGUAUCUUUCAUUGUUGAGGAUACACGUAUCAGUGACAGCUGAAGACGACCAUUAAGUGAUUAAGUUAGCGUCAUUGCCGCAUACUUUGCAGGGUAAACACAACCGUUGUCUUCAUCAGAGCACUUCACUUGCUACAACAAUGAAUGGUGUAAUUGGCGUCAAUGGUCAUGUUGAUCUGAACGGGAGCGGAAGUGAACUGAUAUCACAGAAUCUGCCCAAAGGCUGCUGGACGAUUGGCCUGAUCAACUCCAAGUUCCGGUAUCUGACUGCCGAGACUUUCGGCUUCAAGAUUAAUGGCAACGGCGCAUCACUCAAGAAGAAACAGAUCUGGACUUUGGAACCAUCCUCUGCUACCGGAAAUGAAUCCACGAUCUAUCUCAAGUCCCACUUGGAUAAAUAUCUGGCCGUGGACUCUUUCGGAAAUGUGACGUGUGAGAGCGAGGAGCGGGACCCUGGAUCCAUGUUCCAGAUCUCUGUAGCCGAUGAUGGCACGGGUCGCUGGGCUCUGCGUAACGUGACACGCGGCUACUAUCUGGGAGCCUCGGCCGACAAGCUAACGUGCACUGCCAAGGUGCCAGGAGACGCAGAGCUAUGGCACGUCCAUCUUGCCGCCAGACCUCAGGUGAAUCUACGGUCAGUGGGACGCAAGCGUUUCGCGCAUCUGUCGGAGAACCUGGAUGAGAUUCACGUGGAUGCGAACAUCCCGUGGGGCGAAGACACCCUGUUCACAUUGGAGUUCCGUGUGGACGAGUCGGGCAAAUACGCUCUGCACACAUGCAACAACAAGUACCUUAGCCGGGAAGGCAAGCUGGUCGAUGCGUGUAACCCGAAUUGCCUGUUCUCAGCUGAGUAUCACAGCGGUCAGUUGGCGCUGCGUGACCGCCAGGGUGCCUAUCUCAGCCCCAUCGGCUCCAAGGCCGUGCUCAAGUCGCGUUCCCAAACCGUCACCAAGGACGAGCUUUUCUCCCUUGAAGACUCACUGCCUCAGGCCAGCUUCGUGGCUGCCCUCAACGGACGCUACGUUUCUGUAAAGCAAGGUGUGGAUGUAACAGCUAAUCAGGAUGAGAUCUCUGACCAUGAGACCUUCCAGCUUGAAUUUGAUGUGUCCACCAAGCGGUGGUAUAUCCGCACUAUGCAGGACCGCUACUGGACUCUCGAAACUGGUGGCGGCAUCCAAGCUUGUGGUGACAAAAGAUCUUCCAAUGCCCUCUUUGACCUGGUUUGGCAAGGUGAUGGCUCUGUUGGAUUCCGUGCAAACAAUGGAAAGUUUGUGUCUACCAAACGUUCAGGACAUCUGUAUGCCAACUGUGACACUGUGGAGAACAAUGCAAAGUACUUCUUCUACCUUAUCAACAGACCAAUCCUGGUGCUGAAGUGUGAGCAAGGCUUUGUAGGAUACAAGAGUGCCUCCUCUUCCAAGUUGGAAUGCAACAAAGCUACAUAUGAGACCAUCCAGGUGGAACGUGGUGAGAAAGGCAUUGUCUUUUUUAAGGGUCAGAAUGGCAAGUAUUGGCAUGUUGAUGGAGAGUCUGUGACAGCUGACUCUGACACCCCUGAAGGCUUCUUCCUGGAAUUACGUGAUCCCACUAGGAUAUGCAUCAAGAGCAUCUCUGGGGAGUAUCUGGUAGCAAGUAAAAAUGGAACAUUCCGUCUUGGAGACAUGGACUUUGAAAAUGCUACCAAAUGGGAAUAUUAAGGUUCCUUCGCAAUGGCUGUCAUCAUCUUGUGUGUUGCAUGCAGUUGUUAUCAUUGUGUGUUGGAAUGGUGGGUGGUUUAGUAUACUGAUGGUGGCAGAGGGGUACAGAGCAACAUAAAUUUGGGCCAUACUGUUUUAUUAACGAAAUUUUGUGGUAAUAACACACAGUGGAACUGCUUCAUCCAUUUCUAUUAUUUAUUUUGAAUCUUGCAGCAAGAUUGUAAAGAAUUUGUAGUAAGUUAUUGAUAUAUUGUCAUGAAAUAGCUUGAAAUUUAACACACAUAUAUAUAUAUGAAUAAGCUUGAAACUGUAAAGAAUAAUGACUGAUGAGAACCUAAACCCAACGUCUGUCCAAUGUAAGAUAGGAUUUCCAAAGAUGCUUUUAACUUGAAACUCAGUAAGUAGCAUUAAAGAUUUUGAUGUACAUGGGGCUGUUAAGUAGCACAUGCACAGAAAGUAAAACCAGACAUCACUGGGGGUUUGUAUUUAUUUCAACAUAAUCACUGCAAUCUAUAGUAAGGCAAGUUUACUUUGAAUGGGUGACAGAUCAAACAAUAAUUUUAAUGGGUUACAAUAUAAAGAGUUCCUCCAACCAUCAUAAAGAUGGCACUCUCACAUCAUGAACUUGAAACGAUGCUCAGGAAACACUGCAUCAUUAUUUCUUAGGGUGCAAUCAGCAUUUUCUAUUAUCUCAUUUGAUGUCGGUUCCAUUUGUACUACUCUAAUAAUUAAGAAUGAGU
Molecule: messenger RNA, 2542 nt
Organism: Cryptotermes secundus
Lineage: Eukaryota; Metazoa; Arthropoda; Insecta; Blattodea; Kalotermitidae
Gene: singed
Product: protein singed
Exons: 7
Coding region: 246-1802 (518 amino acids)
Biological process (GO): cell migration; establishment or maintenance of cell polarity; actin filament bundle assembly
Cellular component (GO): cytoplasm; actin cytoskeleton
Molecular function (GO): actin filament binding; protein-macromolecule adaptor activity
Source: RefSeq, a predicted model, not a curated record